Fusarium oxysporum Fo47 is the source of this 1586-nucleotide messenger RNA. RefSeq names its product Alpha/Beta hydrolase protein. The transcript is spliced from 2 exons. The record is from RefSeq and is a predicted model, not a curated record. Bases 436 to 1560 code for a protein of 374 amino acids. Lineage: Eukaryota; Fungi; Ascomycota; Sordariomycetes; Hypocreales; Nectriaceae.
ACAAGAUAAGGGGACUUUGUAAUCAGGUCCCAGCGACAGAUAAUGGGCCUCAAUUGAGAAGAGGGUGUAUUCACCAGGUCAGAUUGGGAGUGAUGUAGCUGGGUUUCGGGGUGAGAUGGGAAAUAAAGAUCUUAGAGACAUUAGAGGUGGCCCUGAUUGAAGAUAAUAGCAUUACGUGCUCGUCGACCGCUGUUUGCUGACAUCAGAGGCUUUUUAUGCAAAUCUCCAAAUGUCGUCCAACCACAAUAAUCGCUGGAAUCUUCUGUCGCUGAGAUCUUAACAAGUUUUCUUCUCCCGUUUUGCUGCGGCUCACUCAGCCUUGCCUUAUCACGUAACACGCAUGAUGCGGAGACGCGUGCCGAUCCUAACGCCGUCAGCAAUGACAUUUCCUCCCUUGCCAACCAACACGACAUAAUCUGAUUACCUGUUUUAGUCAUGCAGUUUUCUAUUCUAGCUGCUAUCGUCGCAGCGACGAUCGGAAAAUACUCCGAUGCCGUGCGCUCUGAGAUACCCGCUACACGAUCGUUCUUCUACGUUGGUGGACGGUACGACGAUGACGGUGACGGCGGCCAUGUUUUUCGGGACCAGACGUAUGUUGAGAAGCUCACCCCGGUAAAGGGAGCUCGGAAAGACACGCCUAUCGUUAUGAUUCACGGUAUGGCGCAGACAGGCACGAAUUUCCUGAACAAGCCCGACGGCGGAGUUGGUUGGGCCUCGAGGUUUAUUGAGCAGGGUUAUGAGGUGUACAUUGUUGAUCAGACGUUUCGGGGGAGAUCUGCUUGGAUGCCUGGACAAGGCGCUGCUAAGCCCAGCACUCUUUCGGCCGAGGCUGUUGAGGUUGCGUUUACUGAUUCGAAGACCCAUAUGCUCUGGCCUCAGGCUAUCAACCAUACCCAAUGGCCUGGCUCUGGGGUUCAGGGGGAUCCAGUGUUUGACGCAUUUUACAGCUCGAAUGUGGAGUUUGUUGAUAAUACGACCUAUCAACAGACUUCUGUUCAGGCAGCUGGUGCAGCCUUACUGGAUAAGAUUGGGAAACCGGCUGUUCUUCUGGGACAUAGCCAGGGAAGCUUUAUGCCCACUUUGAUCGCUGACAUAAGGCCGGAGCUUACGAAGAGUAUUGUUCUGUUGGAAGCUGCUGGACCGCCUUUCAAAGAUGAGAUUUUCAAGUUUGGUGGAGAGUUUCCUCGGCCAUGGGGUCUGUGGGAUGUUCCUAUCACGUACGAUCCUCCUGUUAUGGAUCCAAAAAAGGAACUUGUUCAAAAGGUUCAUGCCCAGAAGGAUAAUUUGUCUACGGAGUGUAUUCUCCAGGCUGACGAACCUACGCCCCGCAAGUUGGUUAACUUGAUGGACAUCCCUAUUCUUAUUGUCACUGGGGAGGCAUCGUAUCAUAUGCCUUAUGAGCAUUGCACAGCUGCGUAUUAUAGACAGGCGGGAUGUUCGAAGACGAACCAUAUUGAGUUGGGAACUAUUGGUAUUCGCGGGAAUGGGCACAUGCUUUUCAUGGAGAAGAACAGUGAUGAGAUACAUGCUGUUGUUGAGAAGUGGAUACGUAAAGGUUAGGUUUAUAAUAUCAUCACGAGCUUUCG